GCCGGCCUGUCUGUUACGGAAGAGGCUGGCAGCAGCAGCUGUGGUGUUUAGAUUCGGUUUAAUCUGAAUUCGGUUUAAAUUAACCGGAUUAAUUUAGUGUUUAAAGACGCAGAGCCGCGGUGCUGCAGUGUGGAGGAGGCGGGGAGAGUUAGGAGCUCAGAAAACCCGAGUUUAACCGAUUUAACAUCUGAUUACGUUCUGCAGGGGAAGCUGAGAGUGAUCUGUAGCUGAGAAUGCUGGACGUUGUCUCGGGCGGGGGGGAUCGGGGGGACGCGUCUCAGUCUCCGGUUAAAGACGCCUCGUCUCUGGACUCCAGCUCUGAGUCAGGGAGCUCUAAAGCUCUGAACUUUGACCUUCUCAACAUGGUGGUUUCCUACAAACGCAUGGCCAUUUUUCUGGAGCCGGUGACUGACGCGCUGGAGGUGCUGCGGUACCUGCUCGGAUGGAGAUUACCACUGUGUUCUCUGCUCUGCUGCAUCCUGCUGAACAUCCUCUUCAUCACCUUGAGUCAAGUGGCGUGGUUCUCUGUGCUACUGUUGGUGGUGUCUGUGCCGGCUGUGUUGGGGUACGUUGGUGAGCGCUGUCAUGGCGAUGCGAGUGAGACGGCGCUGCAGAAGAAGAAGCAUUACGCCGUUCAGCGCCGAGAACUGCAGACCGUCAACAUCAGCCGACAGGAGGCCAUGCUGGAGGUCAAGAGCCUGCUAAAGCAGCUGGACGAUCUGUUGACUCAGGCGUGUGGGUAUGCAGAAUCUGUCUAUAAGGUCUUAUACUGGGAGAGUCAUGCAACUUCUUCUGUGUUUUACGGGUUUCUGCUGAUGAUGGUGUGUUUGCUGUACUCAGCUCCUGUGGGCUGGAGUCUGUCUCUGGUGAACAGCGCCCUCUUCCUGUGGAACCGUGACUUCUGCAGGGUUCUGCUGCAGAUGAAGAGCUUCUUCCACUCGUCUUCAUCACAGCCUGCAGAGGGAGACACUGAGAGGAGCGAUACAGAACCGGGAAACUUACUGGACCGGACCCCCACACCCACCAGCCUGGAGGAUCUCUCACCUGGAAGUGUUGAAGAGGCUGAGGAGGCGGAGCCUGAUGACGAGUUUAAAGACGCCAUAGAGGUGUUUCCUGCAGUAAUCGGACUGUGGAGACGCAUAGUUCGUAAGGAUGAUGAGGAGACCGUGUCCGUAUGCAGUUCUGAUUACGACUCCGUAUCUGAUAACGGCCUGCUGAGCAGGAACGAGCCGAUACGCAGCAAAGUGUCCAAACUAACGGAGAAACUCCGCAAGCGUGUGCCCACCAACCCCACCGGUAACUGCUCCAGCUGUGCUGCAGCGUUCUCUGUGCUGAAGAAGAGGAGGCACUGCACUAACUGUGGAGUUAGCUUCUGUUCUCGCUGCUGCUCUUUCAAAGUCUUCAAGUCCAGUAUGGGAGCCACAGCUCCAGAGGCUCAGAGAGAGACGGUGUUUGUGUGUGCUAUGUGUAACGCCGCUCUCAGCAGCAAGUAGGACCUGCAUCCCAUAAUAAUCCACCCCUCCAUCACAACUCCACACAGAUCUCCUUCGGCAACAGGAGCGGUGGGCGGAGCCGGACUUGCUCUGAUGCUGUAAAGAAACUGAGCUGUUUGCUUCCUGCUUCCUCCAUCUUGCCUUGUUUUAUUCUCUUCCUGCUGUUUUAUUGUUAAAGACCCAUCAGGAGGCUCUCAGAACCUCGCCUUCCAACACAGACGGAUCUGUCAGAACCUGGAGAACCUGAGGGAACCUACGAGAAUUUGAGGAAACCUUAGAUAACGUUGGAGAACCUGAGAAAACCUGAGGAAACUUUAGAGAACCUGGGAAAACAUUUAGGGAACCUGGGAGAACCUGAGGGGACUUGCAAGAACCUGAGGGAACCUUGGAGAACCUUGAGGGAGCUUGUGCCAUUUUUAACCACUAUAAUGUGGCCACUUGUACCAUUAGCAUGCUCUUUUGUCAAUCAAUCUAAGGACAGUUUUAGUAUGGCUUCAGAACCCUCUUUUAGCAGUACUUUUUUUUGGUCCAUAUUUGUUGGAUGAUGUCCACAUAAGCAAUGGUUUUCAGGUGGUUAGUGAUUGGACCUCUUAAUCUCUUUUUCUUUUUAAUCAUUCCUUACCUUUUAUUAUUGACCACCUACUGCUGUUGUGAUGUUCUGGAACCAUCAAGUAUAGAUGUGACAUCAGGUUUUCAGAAUAUCAGCUGCUCGUCUGAUGUUCUAGUAACAGUAACGUUUUAAAACCACCAAUAGAAUCGCAAAAAUGAUGACAGUGACAUCAUGUUUUAGCUGCUGUUGUGGAAUUAUAUUCUAGAACCACAAACCUGCAUUGUGGAAUGAUGUUCUAAAAGCAGUAGUUUCUGUUGUGGCAUCAUAUUCUAGAACUAGCUGCUGUUGUGACAUCAUAUUCUAGAACUAGCUGCUGUUGUGACAUCACAUUUUAGAAACACUAACAGUCUAGAAGUAGCAACUGUUGUUGUGGUGUUAUGUUCUAGAAUCGCAGUAACUGCUGUUGUGUCAUCAUGUUCUACAACCACCAACAGAACGUAUACCUGUGACAUCAGGUUUUCAGAACAUCAGAUGCUUGUGUAAUGUUCUAGAUGCAGUUACUGCUGUUGUGGCAUCAUUUUGUGGAAUUUCGAAAGUUACGACAGUGACGUCAUGUUUUAGCUGCUGUUCUUGCAUCAUAUUCUACAACCACAAACUGGGGUUGUGGAAUUAUGUUCUAAAAGCAGUAAUUUCUGUUGUGGCAUAACAUUCUAGAACCAGCUGCUGUUGUGACAUCACAUUUUAGAACCAGCUGCUGUUGUGACAUCACAUUUUAGAACUAGCUGCUGUUGUGACAUCACAUUUUAGAACUAGCUGCUGUUGUGUCAUCACAUUCUAGAACCACCAGUGGUGGUUGUGGCAUAAUGUUCUAAAAGCAGUAACUGCUGUUGUGGCAUCAUACUCUAGAACUAGUUGCUGUUGUGACAUCAUGUUCUAGAACCACUAGUGACAGUUGUGUCAUCAUGUUCUAGAACCACAAACUGCUGUUGUGGCAUCAUGUUCUAGAACCACAACCUGCUGCUUUGGCUUUAUGUUCUAGAAGUAAGUGUUUUGUGGCAUCAUAUUCUUGAACCACAAACUGCUGUUGUUGCAUCAUGUUCUAGAACCACAAAUUGCUGUUGUGGCGUCAUAUUCUAGAAGUAGCAACUUGUUGUGGAAACAUAUUCUAGAACUAGCUGUUGUUGUGGCAUCAUGUUCUAGAACCACAAAUUGCUGUUGUGGCAUCACAUUUUAGAAAUAGCAACUUGUUGUUGUGGCAACACAUUCUAGAACUAGUUGUUGUUAUGGCAUCAUGUUCUAGAACCACCAAUGACAGUUGUGGCAUCAUGUUUUAAAAGCAGUUAUUGUUGUUGUGACAUCACAUUCUAGAGCUAGCUGGUGCUGUGUUCUAGAACCACCAGUUACUACAGUGGCAUUGGGCUUUAGUUUAAUUGUGUUAUUGUGAUGUAUUUAUAUCGUCUUCCAGAGACACCAUCGCCAACCUUUACUUCAACAUUAACUAGAACCAUCAGAUAUGGCCAUGACAUCACGUUCUAGAACUAGCAGCUGCUGCUGUUGUGACGCUGUGAGUCAUGGUGAUGUUGUUUGGGGAGAUUUCCAAAGAUUUGUUCCUUAAAUGAGAACAUUUUAGCGGUUCCAGAAGGUUCCAGAGCAUGUUUGUGUGACGUCACUGAUCUAAACUUGAUCCUCCAGGUGGUUUGGGAUGAUCUUCUGCUGUUUUCUUUAUUUAUUUAAUUUAAUUAAUUGUGUUAUUUUCACACAUUUGAUGAAGAUGGUGUUUUUUUAAUGAGGUAAAUUUUGUCUGGUUAAAUUUGAAUAGACAUUUUUUUGAGCUGCACUUCAGAUUCUCUAACAUCUAGAACCAAAUUCUUGAAGAAUUGUCCAGGCAGUUGAUUUUACAGAUCAAAUUUUAAACUGAAUGGUUUAUUCUAUAUCAGUUAUCAUUCUUAUUUUUAAAAGCUUUAAUGACAUUUUUUUAUUUGUUUUGUAUAUUUCUUUUUAAUAUACAAUCUAAUGUUUGUGGACAGUCCUGCUUCUAAUAAAUGCACACACAGCUUGGACAAUUCUAGCCCGUUGGUCACGAUCAUUUCCACCCACAGUGGACAACAUCUGCAGAACGUGGUAAUGAUCGUGGCCGGGAGCUUCUGGCUAGAAUUGUCCAUGGCCUUUUAUAAUAUAUUCCUGGUACACCCAUGACAAUGUGGAUUGAGAAAUGGUAAAUGCACGCACAACUUCUAAAAAGUAGUAAGAUAACACCUCACAACUUAUACCAUGACUUUAGGCACAUCAGUGUUUUUUGCUGUGCUUUUUUGUACUGUACUGAUUAAAUUGAUGGCUGCUGCUGAUUGGGUAUUGUUAGCUAUUGGUUAUUGUUUCUUAUCAGCCAACCACCAAUCAGGAUUCACCAAAAGAACACUUUAGAGUCAUCACACUCAUCAUACUGGUCUAAUCAAGUCUUUGUGUUGAUUGAUCUGAUCAUCAUAAUCAUCAUUAUAUUUCAGUUAAUCACUGAACUCAACGGUUUCCUCCUUCUGAAGCUGCUCUUAUUUAUUCUAAUUGUUCUGAUCGUUCAUAUCAUGCUGUUUUAUAUUAAUGCACACAGAUGGAUUAUGAAGGGGAAAUAUGGAUUAAUUUUAUUUUGAAUGUUUUUUUUUUUCACAUAAUUGUUUAAUUAUUGAUUAUUUUAAUUAAAUGAUGAAUUUUGAGCUGAAUGUAUGUAUGAGUGUAUAUAAUAUAUUUUAGCUGCCGUGGUUGAGUGUGAUCUCUCUGCACUGUAAUAUAUGUACUAGUGCAUCUAGUUACUUUUUACAAAAGUUACUUUAUUGUAGGAAUUCAUUUCAAAAUAUGAAACUCAUAUAUUAUAUAGAUGUAUUAAACACAGAGUGAUCUAUUUACGUGUUUAUUUCUUUUAUUGUGUAUGAUUAUGGCUUAGUGGUUUACUUAUGGCAGUGUGGGCAGUGUGCCAAGUCCUGCUGGAAAAUGAAAUCUGCAUCUCCAUAAAAGUUGACACAGUGGAUCAAAACCAAACCAUCACUGAUUGGUGGAAACUUCACACUAGACAUCAAGCUCUAGACAUUGAUUUUCAAAUGAAAUGUAAAAUUUACUGAUCAGUGAUGGUUUGGAGAGACAUGUCAUCUGCUGGUGUUGGACCACUGUGUUAAUUCAACUUUUAUGGAGAUGUGGAUUUCAUUUUCCAGCAGGACUUGGCACACUGCCCACACUGCUAAAAGUACCAAUUGGUCUUGGGCUGGUUUUUGGGUUUUCAUUAGCUGUAAACCAUAAUCAUCAACAAUAAUAAAAAAAAUUGCUUAAAAUAUAUCACUCUGUGUUUUAAUACAUCUAUAUAAUAUGAGUUUCACAUUUUCAACUGAAUUACUGAAAUAAAGUAACUUUUUUCAAUGAUAUUAAAUUGUUUUAGAUGCACUAGUGUAUAUAAACAUACACCACUGUAUUACUGUUUGAUCAUCUUCACUGUAAAUUUCUGUAUCUCUCACAGACUCUGCAGUCCUGCAGCCUGACUGUAGCAUUAGCCCGUGUGCUGUUUUAAUUAAUAAUUAAUAAUCGAUUCAGAAAACUCUGUUACUGUAAUAAUA
Astyanax mexicanus (Mexican tetra) is the source of this 5636-nucleotide messenger RNA. RefSeq names its product zinc finger, FYVE domain containing 27 (gene zfyve27). The coding region runs from base 234 to 1493 and encodes 419 amino acids. Lineage: Eukaryota; Metazoa; Chordata; Actinopteri; Characiformes; Acestrorhamphidae. Gene Ontology annotation, biological process: neuron projection development; endoplasmic reticulum tubular network formation; positive regulation of axon extension. Gene Ontology annotation, molecular function: metal ion binding. The record is from RefSeq and is a predicted model, not a curated record. The transcript has 13 exons. Gene Ontology annotation, cellular component: endoplasmic reticulum tubular network; growth cone membrane.